AUGGAACCAAACACACAUUUCGAGGAUAGUGUCGAUCGUCUUGUUAUUAACGUGAGUGGGGCGAUCUUUGAAAUAAGCGAGGAAAAAGUCGCGCAUUUUCCGGAGUCUUUAUUAGGCUGUCCGCAGAGAAGACAGAAAUAUUUUGAUUUAGAGCGAGAGGAAUAUUUCUUCGAUCGCCACAGGCAAGCAUUUGAGGGAAUACUUUUUUACUAUCAAAGCGAAGGGAGAUUAAUUUAUCCAGACAAUGUUCCAGCCCAAGUGUUUGAGGAAGAAGUUAAAUUUUUUAUGCUUCCUAUAGAGCCGGACAGCUGCCAGCGUCUAGAGAAUGUUUUACUUGGCGAUGUCAACCGUUCUCGGCCGCUUAACUUGUGGCAAAGGACUUUGUGGGAACUAUUUGAAUUUCCGAAUUCAUCUACAGCUGCAAAAGUGUUAGCCGUCGUUUCACAAGUGUUCAUUGUUGUAUCAAUAGCAGGAUCAUGCUUGAAAACGGUCGAAUCACUCCAGCCACAAAAGAAAAACUCAAUGCUAAAUGCGACAAGAAGGUCAGCUAUAACUUUUCGAGAUGACGAAUGGCUCUCAUUCGAUUUGGUUUGUUACGGUUGGUUUACCCUUGAAUGCGCUGUUCGACUGCUUGCUUCUCCCAACAAAAGCCAAUAUUUUAAGCUCCUUCCAAGCUGGGCCGAUUUAGCCACGAUCGUAAUUUUCUACUUAGAACUCAUUAUUAAAAUGACAUGGCCUUCAGCAACCGCCCUGAUGCUUAUUCUGGAGACAUUGGCAACCGUUCGAAUCUUAAAAAUUGUGCGAUACUCGGCGGGUAUGAAGCUACUGGUACUAACAGUCGCUUCAGGAAUACGAGACCUCGGUCUUUUGGUGACUUUUGCGACGAUUGUUGUAAUUUUGGCUUCCAGCGCAGUGUUCUUUGUAGAAUUCAAUGACGAGCCAAAUAAUCAAUUUCAGAGCAUACCCGAUGGGUUUUGGUGGGCAAUAAUUACAAUAUGUACUGUCGGAUACGGUGAUAAGGUACCCAAAACCCCGAUAGGGAAGUUUAUGGGUGCGAUAUGUGCUGUACUUGGCACCGUAACAAUCGCGUUGCCCUUGUUUCGUUUCGCGUCUCACUUUCGCUCGAAACUCGAAACCUCUGUUUUUAGUAUGCAAGCUCACCGCGAUUCAAAUGCUAACAACAGAAAACGAAGCAGUCAUUCAUCGUAA
Molecule: messenger RNA, 1209 nt
Organism: Porites evermanni
Lineage: Eukaryota; Metazoa; Cnidaria; Anthozoa; Scleractinia; Poritidae
Source: the annotation of a GenBank genome assembly